Messenger RNA from Caenorhabditis sp. 36 PRJEB53466, 2517 nucleotides. Lineage: Eukaryota; Metazoa; Nematoda; Chromadorea; Rhabditida; Rhabditidae. The record is from the annotation of a GenBank genome assembly.
AUGAGUCAUCCCGGCUGGGUGAUGGUUUCAUUUCUGACGGAAUUGCUGUCGCAGUCCUCGAAAGGCAUCGCCCAAUCGCUGGACAACUGUGCAAAUGACACCGAAAUCAUCAAUGCACUUCUCAAGGACAGCUACAACAAGGUGAGUUCGAUUAGACGAUCAGUUCGUAAAACUUGCGUUCGAUAAAACGAACCCGUUUUGAGCUCAAUGUGAAACUGAAACUUGCCGACUUUUAUUGGGAACAUUUGUCUUGCAGCACUACAUUCCGUCGCAUCCGACGCACGUCCGAGUGGACAUGUGGGUGCAAGAAGUGACUUCCGUUUCAGAACUCACACAAGACUUUGAGAUUGGUCCGCCCAUUUCACUAAUCCUGCAUAAACACGCCUUUGUUUCAGACCUGUAUAUCAACGAAUUCUGGGAGGAUCCGGCACUGGUGUACGAGGACAUGAACCCGUGCAAACGGAACAUUUCGUUCGACGACAAAGUGCUCCAGAGACUCUGGAUACCCAACACGUGCUUCAUUAACUCAAAGAAUGCGGCGAUUCACGAGAGUCCCUUCAGGUACGUUCAAUUUCCCGUUUCAAAAAGCUCUGUUCCCUUUUCAGAAAUGUCUUUUUGAUGGUAUUUGCGAAUGGAACACUUUGGACGAACUAUCGAAUGAAACUGACGGGACCGUGCGACAUGAAGCUCAAGAGAUUUCCGUUUGACAAACAGAAAUGCUACCUCACUUUUGAGUCGUAAGUUUUAUUGCAUCGUGAGUCUAGUAAGACAAGAAGAAUGACUUUAGUUUCAACUACAACACCGGAGAAGUGAGAAUGCAAUGGAAUCAACCGUAUCCGGUCAUUCUGCUGAAAAGAAUCGAGCUUCCCGACUUCAAACUUGUCAAUUUCAGUGUGAUCGCAGUGGAACAGGUCGGUUUUGAAGUGUCGUUUGGUCUCCAACUUUUCAGUUUCACUUUCUGAUAUUCAUUAUUUCUGAUAUUCAAUUCAUUAAUUCUCUGUGCUCACUCCGAACUCCUCGUAUGAUGUUGUGUUCUGUUCAGAUGUACCCGGCCGGAUGGUGGGACGAACUGACCGUCGCGUUCGUGUUCGAGAGGCGCUACGGAUGGUACGUACUUCAAGGGUAAGCGUGACUUUUGUUGCCUUCUUCGUGAUUUCAUCGUUGCAGAUACAUUCCAACAAUGGUGACCAUUGUCAUCUCGUGGAUUUCAUUCUAUUUGGGGCCAAGGUCGGUUUCUUUUCCGUUUCUAUUUGAGCUCAUUUGUAGAAAAUGACUAGUGUUGGUAAUCAGACGUGUGACUUUUUUCAGCAACAAAUUUUUGAAAAUAAGUACCCAAAGUCCCAAAUUUUAAAGAGACCACGAGACCGGAUUAUCGAUUUUUCGAGCGGCACUCGAAUAAUUCGACAUUUUUGUGUCAAAUCUUGAACAUGAUUGAAAUUUGGGACUAGAAAACCCUAUCUGUCGUGUGCUUUUUUGGAAAAUUCAGCAAAAUUCGGGGAAAUUGUAUUGUAGAGUUCGAAAAAAAAACCGAUGCUCUGAGGGUCGACGAUUCAAUACAAAAGCAUCAAAAACCACUGCUUUGCAGAGCGAUCCCAGCUCGAACGAUGCUCGGAGUGAACUCGCUGCUCGCAAUGACUUUCCAGUUCGGCAACAUCAUCCGCAACCUGCCACGUGUCUCCUACGUGAAGGCGAUCGACGUGUGGAUGCUCUCCGGAAUGCUCUUCAUCUUCCUCUCUCUUUUGGAGCUCGCCGUCGUCGGAUUCAUGUCCAGAAACGAUGGAUUACCCCCCAAAGUGAGCACUUUCUCGUGGUUCUUCUUCUAUUGUCGAAUAACUUUCAGAUAAAAAAGCGAAAGCGACAAGAGGAGGACGACGAGGGAUUCUCGUGGAAGAGCAUGCAAACGAGUCCCCAUUUGGAGCUCAGACAGGUACAGUAAUCCCUGCCCGAGAUGACGUGCCAAUCGGACAUUUUUCAGUUCUGGGUCGACAAGCGAGUCAAUUCGCUGCGGAACAACAGUGAAGUGCCGCCAGUCGAGGAUUAUGUGAGUUUUGAACAUGUUUCACUACUAUUUCAUGUUUUCAGGCGCCAAUGGAGCUCGAGCAACCGUAUCCGCACAUUUCGAAGCGGCGGGAGAAGAGGAAAUGGAUGAGUGGGCUGCGGAAAAAAUGGAGAGCGAUGAAGGAGCUCCGACCGGAAACUGUCGACUUUUAUAGGUGAGAAAAUGAAGUGGAAGAGCUGAAGAUGAGAUGGAGAAGCAGUAAAAUUUGAAUUUCCGAGCACAUUCUACAAUGAAUGGACCACAAUAACUGCGAUUCAAAAGUUCCCAAUGAAACCGUCGAAUUAUUUCAGCGCAAUAUUCUUCCCGACGGCGUACAUGCUUUUCAACAUUUCGUAAGUGCCCCCCUCGUCCGUUUUCGGCUCACCCCGGUCCCGAUCGCUUUCAGAUACUGGAGCUUCUACCUGACAAGUCUUUCCGAAUACUUUGACGACGAUGUGAACAGUGUCGAGCAGCCGUGA